Messenger RNA from Onthophagus taurus, 3168 nucleotides. RefSeq lists its product as uncharacterized. NCBI's taxonomy places the organism in Eukaryota, Metazoa, Arthropoda, Insecta, Coleoptera, Scarabaeidae. The record is from RefSeq and is a predicted model, not a curated record.
GUCUUGUAAAGAACGUAUUUAUUAUUGUUAUUCAUGUAAUCAGAGUUCAGGGUCGAUGUUACUUGAAACAAAGCAUAUUAUCAUUCAUUGUAUAAUAAGACUCCUUAGAAAAUUAAAUGUCAUACUAAAUAAGUAAACAGAAAUAUUAACACGAUAUUGUAAAGACAUUGAUGAUUUGUCAGUUUUUAUAAUAUACAUACCUGUGCUAUGUUAUCAGUGAGUUUAUUUGAGAGAAUGGAGAUGUAAGAUUAAUCUGGAGAAAAAUAAUAUUGUUAUACGAAUUCUAAAACGAAUAAUAUAAUCAAAACCUUUAAAAACUUAUUGCCUUUCAACAUAGGGCUCUAAAAAUCAUUACUUUAUCAUUAUCAUUAGUUAAUAGUACUUAGAGAUCGUUUAUAAUAAGGAUAAAUUUAAUAGAAAUGUGGAUACUUUGUCAAAAAUUGAAUUAAGAGAUUUAAACAUCACAACCUAAAUGCGUUAAGACAGCAAAGAUGCCUCUCACUCUAAAUGAUUCAUCACAAUGUCAAUCAGACUUUGAGCCUUAAUAAGAUAUCCAUCAGGAAGACCAUAUCAACACGUCAGAAUAAUGAGAAAAAUGUUGAAUCUAACACCUGGACAGUUCUUAAGCUGUAGAAUCACUUAAAAGUUAACCUGGAAUAUUGAAAACAAAUGUUAACAUUUAAUCCAGUAUGGAACAACCUUACCAAACAAAAUCGAGACUUUAAACACAAAAAAUUUCAACGUGGAGGAUUUCUAUAAAAAGUCAGAGGUACCUAUGAAUUGUGUCAACGUGGGACCAUCGUGAAUUGAUGUUAAUAAAGAUAGACAAGAAGAAGUCCGUCAGUUACAGGACAACUUGUUGAUUCAGGUCAGCCCCGAUUGCGAUGGCCAUUCAAAAGAAGUUGUUUACACCACUACAACAAAUUUUUCGAAGUAAUAAUUAUCCUGAAACUUGUAAGGUUGGUAUUAUAUCGUGAUGCAUCAAGCAUAGCAUCGAUACUGGAGUUGAGGUUUGCAAGAUGUCGAUUGUGUUGGUAUGAAAACAUAUCUUUCUGGAAAGUGGCUUUGUUAAAAUUAAGUCAACCAGCUCAUUUGCGGAAAAAAUAUCAAUAUUAACAUUUGAUAUAGUAUUAGAAUUAGUAACUCCAAAACUAUUGCCUCAGUGCAUUUUUUUUUCUCUACAAUAAGGUAAAAUAAAAGAUUAAUAUCUGUUUAGACAGAUAAACUUACAAAUUUUAUUUAUUUCUUUUUACCAUUACGUUUGAAUGGGGAUUGGGUUUGGUUGGAUUUUGUUGGGUUGGGUUGGAUUUAGCUGGGUUUGGCCGAAUGAUGGGAGGAAGAAGAUUAUUGGAUGCUAGUAUGCUGGAGGAAAGCGGUAAGGAAAAUAGAAAUAGACAAUCAUGGGUACACAAGAGGAAAGAGAGGAGGGUCUCAAUCCCCCCCUCCAGGUAAUAGAUAACCGAAAUGUAAUAGAUCAAAAAAUGUAUGUCCUUUUUUCUGUCCGAGACCAUUAUGUAAUAGAAAGAAGGGGACGAAUGAGAGAAGAUGUGCUGGUGGUUCCGGAGAAGACGAGGAAAGGGGUUUUUAGUGGGUCGGAGAUCCAAUCAUGAUACCAACCCCACACUAUCCGAUCGCUCAAAACCGUCAGGCCGGAUGUGUGUUAGCAGAUUUUCCCCAACCUCGUAAAACAAGAAAAGAUGUGAAGAAAAUGUAUCGCUGUUGAGUGAUUAGCAGAGAACAAGUUUUCAUUUGGAUGAAAGAUGAUCACGUCAACAAAGACAUCAUAGUGCUUGGAGAUACUUUUAUGAAUAGUUUUAACUACAAUUUGGACUGGAAUUCAGAUGAAAAUAUGUCAAGACCUGAUAGGUCGGAUGAAGAUGAUACAUCCUCCGAAGAAUUAGAUGAUAGUUUUGAUUCGUGGUCAUUAGUAUGGUACAUCGCAUCAUUCGGAGGUUUAGUAGCAUUUUUCCUGGUGGUGUCUUGUUCGGAAUGGUGUUGCAGAAAACACGUCAGAGAACAACAAUCACGAAGAGGAUUAUCGUCACCUUCACCAUCGCUUAGUACAGAAUCGCCACCUCCUUCUUACGAACUUUUCGCUCCACCUUCUUACGAGAGUCUAAACGCGGCCGGAUCAUCAGAAAAAAGCGAAUUUGAUGUUUACGUCGUCCCCGUUCAUGCCAUCGGAAGCUUGGUUGACGAAAAUGUUACGAGACAAAGAGAAGAAGAUCCUCCUAGUUAUAACGCGAUUAGUGAACAAAACUUACAAACUGAAGUAAAUUUGGAAAAUCGUCAAAAUCCACGAGUUUCCGACGCUUAGUAUAUUUAUUAAGUGAAGAAUUUUAAUUUGGAGGUUGUGCCAUAUAAGACUUUACAAAAAAGAUAUUACUAUUCCGAAGAUUAUACGAGUGAUUGUGAUUAUUUUUUUUUAUUGAUAUAUUGUGAUAUGUUUGUGUGGUGCGUUUUUUAAUGAAUGUGCUAAUUAAGUAUUAAAAUCGCAAUGAAUUAAUUAAAGUCAGGUUGCAUUUUAGCUUAUGUAAUUACAGAACAAAAUAUAAACUAGUCACUUAAUCAAACAAAAAUACUGCCGUUAUAAAACUUAUUGCACAAAUAAUGUAAUGUAAAUAAUGAUAAUUUCUAUUAUAAAAGUUAAAUGAAUCUAAAAAGUAAACAAAUAUGUUUUAUACGUUAACACAGUUUUUGUUAUUUGACUAGGCCAACAAAUUUUGGGAAACUUGAAACAACAAUACAAUUAAGUGGCCAUAAAAUAAUAAUAUUCUCUUUUUAUGUGCUCGACUACUUAAGUUAUCUUAGUAAUAGAAACUUGUGAGUGAUUAAAAUAUCGAGAAAAAAAUCAAUUAGAGUUGAAUCACCAAAAAUUUCCGACUUAGGAUUAAGCCACGUGAUUAUUAUCUUAAUCUAAUAUAAAUUUUUAAUGAAUUUUAAGACUCAAAUCAAUAGAUUUUAAUCAAUUCAUUGCGAGUACAUAUUGUGAUAUUUUAGCGAUAAGAGAUCUAUUUUAAGAGAAGGAAAGUAUUUUUGUACAAACAAUAGUAGCAAUGUAUUUCACAGUGUUUUUUAUUCACGGUUGCAAUUCACAAAAUAUUCUACGUAAACGGGUCGUAGAAAACUGUUUGUUAUUUAUUUUGUAAUUAAAAGACGAUGUUCUGA